GUCCUGGGCAUCCGGGCGGCGGCCCGCCCCGAUGCGGCGCCCGCGCCAGGGCGCGGAGGGGGGCGGAGCGGUCGGGCGCGGGGGCGCGGCGGCGGCCGAGCAGGUGGCCGCGCCGGGGCGCGCCAGGAUCGCCAUCUUCGCGCUGGCCGCGGGGAUCUCCUGCCUGUGGCUCGGCGCCGG
Molecule: messenger RNA, 180 nt
Organism: Prorocentrum cordatum
Lineage: Eukaryota; Dinophyceae; Prorocentrales; Prorocentraceae
Source: the annotation of a GenBank genome assembly